UAUUUCCUAUUGUCUGACCCAUCCUCCCCAAAUAUUGCCAUUCACUUUUCUUUUAUCGUAUCUCUCCGCAAGAAUUUUCCUCUCCAUUUUGAUUUUUCCCACAAAUAAAUGCACAUACUCUAUCGUUUGUCUGACCUCUCCACCACAAAUCUUGGCCUCCCUUCCCACUCCACCCCAAGACUCUGCCAAGUUGUCCACUCCCUUUAGGUUUUUGCCGCGCGAUCCCCCAACAUGCUCUCUUCCUUUUGGUUUUACCAGACCCCCACCACCCCACGACGUUUUUUUUCCAGAGAAGAGAAAAGGGAGAGAGAAGAGGUAGGGAAGGAGAGGGAGGAGGAGUACGACGCCCGCGACAUCAAUUUUUCCCUCUCCUCCUAUAGGUACAGGUUGGUCAGCUUUUACCGCACUAACUCGCGCUAAAGGUUUGAGCUUUGACCAGC
Messenger RNA from Meloidogyne enterolobii, 440 nucleotides. NCBI's taxonomy places the organism in Eukaryota, Metazoa, Nematoda, Chromadorea, Rhabditida, Meloidogynidae. The record is from the annotation of a GenBank genome assembly.